AUGACGAGGUAUGAUCGCUAUUGUGAAAAUUUAUUUCACCUAUUAAAGAGUUAUGAUCGGGGAUUUAUCGAUAUCUAUCAUGAGGGUUAUGUCUUUCAUAAUGUUUGCGCGUAUGUGAGUCAGGGUAAUGAUAAGGGGAAAUGUUUUAUGAGAGUGACACACGAUCGCCGUAUAAGAGAAUCAUGUAUGGAUUUGACUUACAAUUGUCAGGAUAGGGCGGGGAAUUAUGAAAUACAAUUUUGUUUUCCUGGGUUCUACGGUGGCUUAUGCGGUAUUUUUCAUGAAGAAUGUUAUACUGCUGUGAAACAACUGUUUCGGGAAGUGUCUAUGUGUAGUAUUGAACAAAUUGCUAUAAACAUUGCGCAGCGUUGCCCCGGUGUGAUAGUUUGUCAAGAUUUGAUAAAACGACAAGUGGAAUAUUAUAAACGGGGUUAUAACGGUGUUCUCUUAGAAUUGGAUCAUCGGGGUAAACCCGUGCUACAAUAUUAGUAUUUUUGUUUUUUUUGUUGUAGUGCGGGUGAAAUAAAAGAGGAAAUUGUUGUACAGCUACCCUGUGAUACAGUUCUCGAUGACGAACCCUUGUCGGUACUAAAGACCAUUGCUAGCGAUUAUAAGUUUUUUUAUUUUUAUUUACGUGUGGGACGAGAACAAAGAAUACAGUUAGCCGGGGGACGGUUAUGGCCGACGAUAAUUGUAGACGGUGUUAUGCGAACCAUACCCAGUUUUUAUAUUUAUCUUAUAGCUGUGACGAAAUGUGACAACGGAGAUCGAUAUAUUACUAUUGGUGUAGUACAUUGGUUGUUUGGAAUCUAUGCCGAAUUGGAUAUUGAUUAUCGCAUUUAUCCUGACACGUUUAAAGCUCAACGUUCAUCUGUUGUACCGAUAUAUUUACCCGCUGUAACAUUUAACAGUACAGAAUUUCAUAUUGAUUAUGGAAAUGACGAUCGGGUAGAAAGAUCGUUAACAGUCAAUGAAGCGCGUCAAUUUGUUAGCGGCAUAGUAGAUACUCUAAUCACAUAUAUUAACGAAAAUUAUCAGAGAGAUUGUUUUACUUCUUUGGUCACAGAUUUUGAAACGGAUCACGGGAUAGCUCUGUCAACACGUUUGGUUCAGAUUUUGAUCUAUCAUCAAAAGUUGGUACGAAUUGUACAGGAUUGGGUAAUUUCGAAUUGUGGCUGUACGCGAAACGAUCAGAUUUGUCAUUGCGGGUUGUACACUCGACGCGAUGUAAUUAAGUGUAGACAAUUAUAUUUUCAAGAUGCCGGAUUAUUGGUCAGCGAUGCGGUGUAUUUUACCACCUCGAGAUAA
Paramuricea clavata is the source of this 1308-nucleotide messenger RNA. The record is from the annotation of a GenBank genome assembly. NCBI's taxonomy places the organism in Eukaryota, Metazoa, Cnidaria, Anthozoa, Malacalcyonacea, Plexauridae.